AUGCACCAAGUCACUGAGACCUACCAGCAUGCACCAAAUCACGAGGCCUACAAGCAUGCACCAAAUCACCAAGGCCAACCAGCAUGCACCAAAUUACUGAGGCCUUCCAGCAGGCACCAAAUCACCAAGGCCAACCAGCAUGCACCAAAUCACAGAGGCCAACCAGCAUGCACCAAAUCACUGAGGCUUUUCAGCAUGCACCAAACAACAGAGGCCAAUAA
Molecule: messenger RNA, 221 nt
Organism: Pelobates cultripes (western spadefoot toad)
Lineage: Eukaryota; Metazoa; Chordata; Amphibia; Anura; Pelobatidae
Source: the annotation of a GenBank genome assembly